AUGGAUCAGUUGGCAGAUGAGCUUCUAGAAGAGUUAUCAACAGAGGAUCCACUACAAGUUGCUUUGACCAAGGAUUCUUCAGAGGGAUAUGUGAGCUCAGAAACUGAUGAGUACAAGAAGCUCCUUGACACCUUCAGACCAGUUCCAAACAUUCUGAGCAUUGAGGGAGUUGGACAGGCCAGUUUGCGAAGUCAUGGCAGUGAGCUCGAUCAAGAACUCGAUCGAGUCGGUUUCGAACAAACUCGAUCGAGCUCGACUCAAGCAACUAAAGUCGACCUCAAACCUUUGCCUGAGGGCCUCAGGUAUGCAUUUCUGGGUGAAAACUCAACUUACCCUGUCAUUGUGAACUCUGAUUUGGAACCUGAACAGUUGAGUGCUUUGCUUGUUGAAUUGAGAAAGUACAGAAAGGCAAUAGGUUACACUCUAGAUGAUAUCAAGGGGAUCUCCCCUGACCUAUGCAUCCAUAGGAUUCAUCUAGAGGAUGAAAGUAAGUCAAGCAUUGAACCUCAGAGAAGAUUGAACCCCAAUCUAAAGGAAGUAGUGAAGAAAGAGAUACUCAAGUUGCUUGAUGCUGGGAUAAUCUAUCCCAUCAGUGAUAGCACUUGGAUAUCUCCAGUUCAUUGCGUCCCAAAGAAAGGGGGGAUCACUGUCAUUAAAAACGACAAAGAGGAGCUGAUUCCCACUAGAACAAUAGUGGGGCAUCGCAUGUGUAUUGACUAUAGGAAGCUAAAUUCAGCAUCUAGAAAGGAUCAUUUCCCUCUCCCUUUCAUUGAUCAGAUGUUAGAAAGAUUGGCAAACCACCCUUUUAUUGUUUUCUUGAUGGCUACAGUGGUUUCUUCCAAAUCCCGAUCCACCCUAAUGAUCAGGAGAAGACCACUUUCACAUGCCCUUAUGGCACCUUUGCUUAUCGAAGGAUGCCAUUUGGGCUGUGCAAUGCCCAGCUACUUUCCAGAGUGCAUGACCUCCAUUUUUUCAGAUCUGAUAGAGGAGAUGGUAGAAGUCUUCAUGGACGAUUUCUCAGUCUAUGGAGCAUCCUUCUCCUCAUGUUUGUCUAACUUGUGCAGGGUGUUGCAGAGGUGUGAGGAGACCAAUCUAGUACUCAACUGGGAGAAGUGCCACUUCAUGGUUCGAGAAGGGAUUGUGCUUGGACACAAGAUUUCCGAGAAAGGGAUCGAGCUCGAUCGAGCUAAGGUGGAUGUCAUGUUGCAGCUCCCUGUUCCCAAGACUGUGAAGGACAUAAGGAGUUUUCUGGGUCACGCAGGGUUCUACAGAAGAUUCAUCAAGGAUUUCUCAAAGAUAGCAAGACCCUUGACAAGGCUUCUGUGCAAGGAGACAGAUUUUGAGUUUGAUGAAGAAUGCCACAAGUCUUGGACCUUGCUGAAGGAUGCUCUGGUAUCUGCGCCAAUAGUACAAGCUCCAAACUGGGAUCACCCAUUUGAGAUUAUGUGUGAUGCAUCUGACUAUGCAGUAGGAGCAGUGCUUGGCCAAAAGAUAGACAAGAAACUCAAUGUCAUCUACUAUGCAAGCAAGACUAUGGAUGAUGCUCAGUGCAAGUAUGCAACCACAGAGAAGGAGCUCCUUGCCAUAGUCUUUGCCUUUGAGAAUUUCGAAGCUAUAUAG
Microthlaspi erraticum is the source of this 1620-nucleotide messenger RNA. Lineage: Eukaryota; Viridiplantae; Streptophyta; Magnoliopsida; Brassicales; Brassicaceae. The record is from the annotation of a GenBank genome assembly.